Molecule: messenger RNA, 667 nt
Organism: Debaryomyces tyrocola
Lineage: Eukaryota; Fungi; Ascomycota; Pichiomycetes; Serinales; Debaryomycetaceae
Source: the annotation of a GenBank genome assembly
AUGCCUCCAAAAUUCGAUCCAAGUGAAGUUAAAUUCAUUUACUUAAGAGCCGUCGGUGGUGAAGUUGGUGCUUCUUCUGCAUUAGCCCCAAAGAUUGGUCCUUUAGGUUUAUCCCCAAAGAAGGUCGGUGAAGAUAUCGCCAAGGCUACCAAGGACUUCAAAGGUAUUAAGGUUACCGUUCAAUUGAGAAUCCAAAACAGACAAGCUGCUGCUUCUGUUGUUCCAUCUGCUUCAUCUUUAGUCAUCACUGCCUUGAAGGAAGCCCCAAGAGACAGAAAGAAGGAAAAGAACGUCAAGCACUCAGGUAACAUUCCAUUAGAAGAAAUCUAUGAAAUUGCCAGACAAAUGAGAGAAAAGUCUUUCGGUAAGACCUUAGCUUCAGUUACUAAAGAAAUUUUAGGUACUGCUCAAUCAGUUGGUUGUCGUGUUGAAGGUAAAAACCCACAUGACAUUAUUGAAGCCAUCAACGAUGGUGAAAUUGAUGGUAUGUCUAGUAUGGCUUGACUCCCGGGCGCUGUGUAUCUGGUAUACAUUUGCUGGGGGCUCGAGUACCAAUUUUCCACAUGAGAAAUUUUUUCAGUUCAAUUUACUAACGCAUCUAUAGUUCCAGAAAACUAAGUUAUGUACAAAAGUGUUUUAAUAGGGUUUAAUUGAUAUUAUCGUUCAA